Molecule: messenger RNA, 1386 nt
Organism: Ustilago hordei
Lineage: Eukaryota; Fungi; Basidiomycota; Ustilaginomycetes; Ustilaginales; Ustilaginaceae
Exons: 3
Coding region: 1-1386 (461 amino acids)
Source: RefSeq, a predicted model, not a curated record
AUGAGAACAUUGCUAAUGCAGAGGAGGCUGCCAAAGAGGUUUUGGCCAUAUGCAAUCAGAGCUGCGGCAUUCAAAAUCAACCUCACUCCGAGCAUUGAUAAUGAGUUCCCCUAUCAAGCAAUAUUUGGCAAGUUGCCAGAGCGAGCUUUGAGACUCCUACAAGUGUUUGGUUGUCUGGCAUGGGUAAACAUACCCAAAGUCAAACAGGACAAUAAGAAACUAGACCAGCAAGCCAUCGCAUCCAUUUUCUUGGGAUACAGUCUAGAGAGAAAGGGCUGGCUUUUCUACAGCCCAGACUACAGUCCAAACAUUUUUUGGAGCAACUCAGCUAAAUUCAUGGAAUCCAAAUGUUGGUCAGACAGGACGGAGUGGCGACCGGUUGACAUGAAGACACCUCCAGCGAUGAUGACAGAGGAGGAUUUCAAAGACCUAGGGUACAAUGAGGAAAAUAUAUUUGAUGAAGCAGAUAAGGAACCAUUGCAAGAAUACAUAGAUAUGGAGACAGGUUCAGAAGAGAGAUCAAGCGAAGGAAUGGCAGAGAUGAUGGAACCAGAACCAAUCACCAAAACUCAAAUUGACAGUGAAUUCUUAGGACUCAUGGUGACACAACUGGAACAAAAGAAGAACCUGGAUCCAACCAUACAUGAAGCAAUGAGUGGAGAGGAUAGAAAACAUUGGGAAGAAGCCAUGCGAAAAGAGCUGGAUGGACUGGAAGCAAUGGGCAUGUGGGAGAUUGCCGACCUCCCGAAAGGUGCAAACACUGUCAACAUGUGUUGGGUACUCAAGAUCAAAAUGGAUGCAAACCUCAUACCAACAAAAGGGGUGAUUGCCAUCACAGCAACACAGGAUUGGGAAAUAGAUUCUAUUGACAUAAAACAGGCAUACUUAAACUCUACCAUACACCAUGAUGUAUACCUCAAGCCUCCACCAGGAAUCAAAAUACCAUCCGGAAAGGCUCUGAAGGUAGUGAAAGGUCUAGGGACAGGCAACAAGAUUACAAUCAUCACAACAUAUGUGGAUGACAUGCUAAUAACAUCACCCAGUCAUGAUGAAGUAGAUCACACCAAGCAGGAAAUCAUGGACAAAUGGGAGAUGCAAGACAACAGAAGAAUCAAAGAAUUCCUGGGUGUAAAGAUCACACGUGAUAGAGAAUGGAGGAGGAUAUCUCUGGAUUUGACAGCAUAUAUCAAAGCAAUGGUGAACAAAUGGUUAAGAGAAGCAAGUGAAAAAUCUUGGAUACCCAUGUUGUGCAUAGCAAACAUUGCCAGAGGUGAGAGAUGCAAACCUCAACAGGCAAAGGAAUAUCAAGAGUUAGUUGGUCAACUGUUAUGGGUAUCAAACACAGCCCAACCAGAUAUCGCCUUUGCUGUUGGCAUAUUGGCAUGA